Eupeodes corollae is the source of this 1717-nucleotide messenger RNA. Its product is annotated as tetratricopeptide repeat protein 17. Gene Ontology annotation, cellular component: cytoplasm; actin cytoskeleton. The record is from RefSeq and is a predicted model, not a curated record. The transcript is spliced from 4 exons. Gene Ontology annotation, biological process: actin filament polymerization. Gene Ontology annotation, molecular function: protein binding. Lineage: Eukaryota; Metazoa; Arthropoda; Insecta; Diptera; Syrphidae. The coding region runs from base 119 to 1540 and encodes 473 amino acids.
UUGAAGUGCGUGCAAAAGUGCAAUCAAAUGCGAGGGUGAACUGCUUCCAUUUAUUUACAUGUUUUGUUUAUUUUUGACUUUAAAAAUAAUGCACUCACUGUAAGGAUAUCACUAAAUAAUGAUAUCUCGAACAACAUUCGUUAUCUUGUGUUUAUUCCACAUUGCCCUUUCAAUUGCUGCCGUAAAUCAUUGGGUAUUAAAUGACAAUGGAAAAAUUCUUCAAAAGAUUGAUUCACCAUUCUAUAUGCGAGAACCAAACAAUUUGAUUGCAUUUCUUGACCAAAUCAAAUACAAUGAUGUCGUCGAGAGUACGUACCUCGAGUUGUUAAGACAACGCGAAAAGAUGGCAGAACAAAUUAACUUUUCCAUUCAAUUUGGCAUGGAAAUCAUUGAUCAGGCCAAAUGUGCCCUAGACUACUAUGUGAUAGAAAAACAAAUUUCAUCGACAAAGAUCACAAAGGAGUAUCUCAAGCGAAUCAACAUAAAGAACUCCAAAAAGAAACCACCGACAUUGCCGGUGAUAGGAAUUCCCAAAGCGAGUCCGUUCUGUUGGGAGUACACGAGUCUGCAUGUUGGUAUUUGUUGCUAUGACCAUUUGGACGGUCUGCGAGGCACAUUUACUCUGCAGAUUGAACCCGAAACCCAACUGACAACCAGUGACUUGGACUUUAAAUCGAAACGAUUUGUGCAAACCCUUAUCGAUGGUUUGACUGAGAAUCCAACCUCGUGGAAAUAUCACACAUUGAGCUCUUAUUACUGGCGCAUGCAAGGCGACGGAACGCAAGCUGUUGAAUGUGCCAAACGAGCAGUUAUGCUGGCACCGCGCAAAGCUCGUGAUAUUCCGUUGCUCAGUUUGGGUAUAAUUCUGUAUAGAGCGGGGAAAUUACGCGAUGCCGAGGUUGUCUUGGCCGCUGCCGUCGAUCACGCCCCUGACGUGGCGGAAAAUCACUUUGCAUUGGGUACCACCUUGGCGAUGAUUCACGAGUUCAAUCGAUCUCUUACCCACUUCGAUACGGCCGAGAAGCUGGAUCCGAGUUUCAUUCCACGAACUUUGCCAUUGAAAAACUUUAUCUCAUGUGUUGAAAACUUAAUUAGAAAAACUUCAAAGAUGUAUAGUUAUGCUGAAUACAUUAAAAGCGAAGUCAGUGGAUUAAAAUCCAUGAAAACCCUCAUCACACAAAGCCACGAAAAAUUGAUUCAGCAACAGGUUCCACUAGGGGCUCGUUUCUUUGAUGCAAAAACACCUAACGACGAACUAUUGCAUCGAGGACAGUAUUGCAGCACUAGGACUCUAGCCGGCACCGAUGAACCGGUAUUGUUCUGUGAUUUUUACUCAGAUCUUCAAAUGAAGUUGGAAAGCAAAGAGGUGGAUAUUGAAUCGUUGGAGAGAGAACUCAAGGCCAAUAGCGAUGCAAUUAUAAAACAAUUGUCUUCGGAAUUUCACACACAAUUCGAUUUUAAUAAACCUUCUGCGUCAUCGUCCUCCUCCCCAUCGUCGCCGUCAUCGUCGGCGGCAUUAAUCCCGCCUAAAGGCAAAUAAUCUUAAAAAGAAGGUUAUGUUAAAUACGCGUGUAUCCAAUUGACUUUUUUUGUUUUCAAAUAAUAUAAAACUAUAUGAAUGUAAAUUUAGAUUUGUAAGAGUUUUUAAAACUACGCUGGAUAAGUUCUUUUUUUAAUAAAUAACGGAUAUUAUAAUAAAGUUAUAUUUUUUAAUAAA